This is a messenger RNA of Ostrea edulis (European flat oyster), 3996 nucleotides long. RefSeq names its product choline transporter-like protein 2. Bases 773 to 3037 code for a protein of 754 amino acids. Gene Ontology annotation, molecular function: transmembrane transporter activity. The record is from RefSeq and is a predicted model, not a curated record. Lineage: Eukaryota; Metazoa; Mollusca; Bivalvia; Ostreida; Ostreidae. Gene Ontology annotation, cellular component: membrane. Gene Ontology annotation, biological process: transmembrane transport. The transcript is spliced from 23 exons.
AGUCCAUCCUGGAAUGUAUUGACAAAUCGUGUAGAAUUAUGACUUGGAGGAAAAAUUUAAUUAUUCUAAAGCUGAAUAUUGUUCCAUCUAAUCGCUAAAGAUGAAAGACUGAAGUAAUUAGUCACAGGCAUAUAUUUUUGGAAGGAAACAGGAUGUGAUGCUUGAAAGUGAAAUACUGUAUAUAUAUUGUGCAUUAUAUUUCAAAUCAUACUUGGCAUGCUGCUGGUUGACCUACGUUAGAACAAGAAAUUUGAAAUCCGAGCUGUUGAUAUUACCUAUACAGUAUUGGAAAGAUGAGAACUGGAAAAAAAUCGCUACCUAGAUUCCGUGUGCAGAUCUAUAUCAUUUAAGAACAAUUAUUGCUAUAGCAACAGAUUGUGACAUUAACACACUCAGAGUAUCCAAGAAUUCUGUCAAAAUUGACAAGCAUUGGAGACAGGCUGCUAGCUAGCUGCCAUUGUUUAGUUACGUCCUUAUCAAAGGAAAUUUUUUUUUAGGGAAGCUAGUUUAUCUCAUUGCAGAGCUGUUACACCUUGUGCAUGUCUUACUGAAUUACGUGGUGUUGAAACUGACUCCAUGCUAAUAUGAAUAUAUGAAAGGAAGUUAAAUCUGAAUCAGAAUUGGAGUGCAUGCAUGAUGAUCGAGUCUUAAAUCAGUGUCUGAAUGAAUAAUAACGUAUACUGUGUCAUAUUGUACAGUGUAUCUAUAAGUGGGAAAAACUUCCAUCAGAUGUGUACCAUCAUGUAUUGUGAUAUAGUGUUACUAUAAUUUAAUGGAGUCUGACAAUAUCCAGUUGGAGAUUAAUAAGGAUAUCUCCCCACCACAGGAAGAUCCACCCCCCAGUAAACAAGUGGGGGUUGAGGAGAAGGAGGAGGAUGAGUUUGAUUUUGGAGAAGCUGUUUAUGAUGAGGAAAAAUAUGGUAAACCACUGACAUAUGACAAGAAUUUCAAAGGACCAAUUAAAGACAGAUCCUGUACAGACAUAAUAUGUUGCCUGCUGUUUGUAAUAUUCAUAGCAGGACUUGUUGUGGUGGCUUUCUUUGCAUUCAAAUAUGGUGAUCCUCGUCUCCUGAUAUAUCCUGUGAACUCCAACAAUGAGCUCUGCGGCUACGGCAAACAGCUGGGUAAGCCAUAUCUUUUGUUCUUUGACUUGGUGGCCUGUGGUCGGAUGGGUGUGGGGGUGUUUGUCACCGGCUGUCCAACCCCACAAAUUUGUGUAUCAGCAUGUCCAACAGAAAAUAACCUUAUGUUAUCAACAAAUGCAAAAACAGAUCUGAAGUACUGCAAAGAUGGAGUUGAUGCUGCAACAUCAACAAAAACUGUGAAUGAAUUGACAUCUGAUGAAGACUGUGCCAGAUAUUGGUUCAAGAGCAGGUCAUUAAUAAACAGAUGUGUGCCUUCAUUUUUGAUCGAAGUUCUUGAGAAUGGUGCCAAUUUAGCUGACGAAAUUUCCAGUUCUGGUGCAAAUGCUUCAGAUGCUAGUGGAAUUUCGUAUGACAGCUCAGUUAUGGAAGCAGGGCUUAAUGUGUAUGGAGUGUUUCUAAAAGCCAAAGAAUAUGGAGAGAAGAUCAUAGAAGACGUUGUCACAGCCUGGUGGAUGAUUCUCAUAGGCCUGCUACUGGCCAUGAUCUUUGCCCUUAUCUGGAUCAUCAUCAUGAGAUGGAUUGCCGGAUUCAUGGUCUGGAGCACAAUAUUUGUCUUUAUUGGACUGUUUGGAUUUUCUACUACCUGGACACUGUACCAGUACUAUCAACUGAAGGAUUCCGAUCAGAGCUUCCACAUACAGUUCUCUGUUAUUCAGAUGGAUAUGUCCAAACCUAAGCUGUUUCUGGCUUUUGGUAUCAUAUCUGGGGUCAUCCUGCUCAUUUCCCUUCUAAUUCUGCUGUUCUUGUGCUCAAGGAUUAGAAUUGCUAUUUCACUCAUCAAAGAAGGCAGCAAAGCGGUAGGCACCAUGAUGUUUACUCUCCUGUGUCCCAUAUUUCCGUUUUUCCUACAGAUUGCGGUGGUAGGCUUCUGGCUUACCGUGGCGGUAUUUUUAGCAUCCACUGGGAGGAACCAAUCUUUUGAAUUUAACAACAGCACAGAAUACAAAUUUCCCAACGGAAGCUACAAUUAUGACAGCAUAAAGUCAGCCUCAUCACAAUUUUUUGGAGCAGCAUGUGACAACAAUGAUUCUUUAUCCAGCAGUGAAUUUUGCACCUUUUUGAAGAAUCAAGAAGAGAAUUUUGCCUUCUACUCACAAAUCUUCAACCUUUUUAUGAUGUUCUGGCUGGUGAAUUUUGUCGUUGCACUUGGACAAAUGACCUUGGCAGGUGCCUUUGCCUCUUACUACUGGGCAUUUCAGAAACCAAAGGACAUUCCUGCAUUCCCUCUUCUUGCUUCCCUCUGGAGAUGCUUCAGGUAUCACUUGGGAUCCCUUGCUUUUGGAUCCCUGAUUAUAGCCAUAGUACAAAUGAUCCGGGUCCUGUUGGAGUAUGUGGAUGCCAAACUAAAGGGAAAGGAGAACCCUGUAGCUAAAUUCUUUGUGAAAUGCCUCAAAUGCUGUUUUUGGUGCCUUGAAAAGUUCUUGAAAUUCCUGAACAAAAAUGCUUACAUUCUUAUUGCUGCUCAUGGGAAAAAUUUCUGUACUUCAGCAAAGAAUGCAUUCAUGCUGAUCAUGAGAAAUAUUGUCAGGGUGGUGGUGAUAGACAAAGUAACGGACUUCCUGCUAUUCAUCAGUAAACUAGUUGUGGUAGCCUUCGCAGCGGCGACAUCCUACUUUUUCUUUGAUGGCCGAAUCGAGUUUCUUGCCUCUUUCACUCCGUCCCUCAAUUUCUAUGUAGUACCUAUUGUGCUGGUUACACUGGGUUCCUAUGUCAUAGCCAGCUGUUUCUUCAGCGUGUACGAGAUGGCUGUUGACACGCUAUUUCUCUGCUUCUUGGAAGACUUGGAAAGAAAUGAUGGUUCUACAGAGAAGCCUUACUACAUGAGUAAAGACCUACGCAAAAUUUUAGGAAAGAAGAACGUGAUUGCACCUAGUGAAAAGAAGGAAUUCUAAUGUCUGUGAUAUUUAUGACAUGACUCCUCAUAAGAUGAUCAAGAAAUCCAGGCAGUUCUUUGUGACCUUAUUUAGCCAUAGUUUGUUACUUGUUAAUUUUCUGUGCAGUUACAAGCAUAUUUGGCUGUUUGUCUCGUGUAUAUAUUAUAAUUAUUUGGAUUUUUAAUUUUUUUUUUAUGUGGGUGAAUCCAUAGAUAAAAUUACUAUAUUAAACAAGAAAUAUUUUUAUAUAUCUUCCAUGUGACCAAAACAUCAGUACAUGUAUGUACCAGUAAUGGUUUCUAUGUCAGUCUUUCACAGAGUUGUAGAUGAAAUUCACAAAUAUUUUGAAUACAUUUUUGUACCUUUUGAUUCAUAAGACAUGCAGUUCAAUUUGCAUUAUAAACUUAAAUUCUGCCUCUGCUGGUUAUAUGAAAAUUCUGAGCUAGGAUAUCAUUAUAAUAAAGGAAUGCCAAAAUAAAUCAUUAAAAUAAUCAAAUCAAUUAAUACAUUCAUGAUUUUGCUUUCAUAUAAUAAAUGCGGAAAUUAUGGGAAUUUUCCAAGAGAUGACUAGAUUUAAGUAGAAAAACUUCACUAGUUUUCAAUGUGUAUUAUCUUUAAAUUUGUUACUGUGAAUCGAUCUUGCCUUUAAAGAAUCUUGCCAAUUUUUUUUUUUUGAAAAUAGUGCUACUCCUAGUUUUUAAUCAACCUCAUUGCAUUAUGCUGAAGUGACAGUUUACAGGUAACUAUUAUGCAAAUACAACUGCAAGUGCAACUCCUAAUUACACAUAUCAUAUGUUAUUUAAUUUUCAGAACUACUUGUGAACAAUGAAUGACCGUUUUAUUUCGAGUUAUAAACGAUUCUCUUUCUUCCUUGUCUUGUGAAUUUAAUGUUAUAUUUUUAUGUUUCAAUGAGGAAAUGCUUUAUGUUGUACUGUAAGAAUCAGUGAUUCAGUAUUAAAUCAAUUUUCAUUUGCAAA